Drosophila eugracilis is the source of this 3374-nucleotide messenger RNA. RefSeq names its product transportin-3 (gene Tnpo-SR). Gene Ontology annotation, biological process: protein import into nucleus. Gene Ontology annotation, molecular function: small GTPase binding. NCBI's taxonomy places the organism in Eukaryota, Metazoa, Arthropoda, Insecta, Diptera, Drosophilidae. The record is from RefSeq and is a predicted model, not a curated record. The transcript has 5 exons. Bases 252 to 3050 code for a protein of 932 amino acids. Gene Ontology annotation, cellular component: cytoplasm; nuclear membrane.
AUAAGUAAAAUCUUGAAAUAAAGGCAUAGUUUUUAAUAAUGAUAUAAAUAAUUUACGAUUUUAACAGACGACAACCCUGGUUGCAAGCCUGAAGUCCUUCGAGAUAGCUGAACAUCGAUGACAUGUAUAAUUAUCAUACGCUACUUCCUUAUGUUACCGAUAUACGGGAUUUCUUCACAAAGCCAUCGCUAAUAAAGUGUAUUUUUAUGCGCUGAUUAUUAUUUUAUGUGCUGAUUAUAGCUGCCGAUGAAAUGGAUACGUACUCGGUAGACGUGGUGUACCAAGCUAUUAGUGCCCUCUUUCAGGGCAACAAUCCCAAGGAACAGGAGAAGGCUAACAGAUGGUUGGAGGACUUCCAGAAGUCGAUCUAUUCGUGGACAAUUGCGGACGAACUGCUGCACCAGAAGCGAGAUCUGCACGCCAACUAUUUUGCCGCUCAAACUAUGCGGAACAAAAUACAAAAUUCAUUCAGCGAACUGCCCCCACACACGCACGAAUCUCUGCGGGAUUCCCUGAUCACACAUAUAGGACAAAUCGACGAACAGACAGAUAAUGUUAUUGUAACUCAGCUCAGUCUGGCGGUGGCAGACCUGGCCCUUCUAAUGGCCAGCUGGCAGGAACCAAUCAACGAUCUCUUGGUGACUCUGGCCCCGCAUCCCGCCGCCACCUGGCCGCUGCUGGAGGUGCUUAAGGUUCUGCCAGAAGAAAUAGACUCUCGGUUUCUGCGACUGGGCGCCAAUCGGAGAGAGGAGGUACACAAGCAACUUGACGCCAGCGCAGAGUGCGUCCUAAAGUUCUUGUGCAUGUGCCUUCAGCGUGAGGAUCUUGACCAGCAGCGUGUGUGGAAUGCAGCGUUACGCACCUACAGUGCCUGGCUGGUGAUCCAUGCUUUUCCUAUCUCUCAUGUGUAUAAUAAUGCCCUAUCACAGCUGGCCUUCCGGUUGCUCUCUUCGCCAGAGACGUCGGGAAAACUGCAUGAUAAUGCCUCUGAGUGCGUGUGUGCUUUGCUAUCCUGUAUGAACACGAUACAGGAUGGCGCCAACGAAACGGAGUCCUCCGUCGAGGCAGAGAUCUUCGCAGCUGUCUGUAUGCUAGAGACACCUUACCACUUAAGUGUGGCCCACGAGGAUACCGAUAAGACGAUCAAUUACUGCAGGAUUUUUACCUCGCUAUGUGAUGCCUUCUUAUACGAUUUAUUGGCUGAUGCCAACAAGCCACACUACUGCCUAAAAGGAUUAGAUUUGGUGCUGCUGUGUGUUGGGCACUUCGACUACGAGGUGGCCGAGAUCACAUUCCACCUGUGGUACAAGCUCAGCGAGGAUCUCUUCCAGCGCAACGAAGACAAGUUGACGAUAAUGUUCCGGCCGCACAUCGAAAGGCUGUUAAGUGCUCUGUUUCGUCACUCGCAAAUGGAGAGCGAUCACGAUGGACUUAUUGAGGAGAACAAUAAUUUCUUUGACUUUCGACGCAAGGUCUCAGAUCUGAUAAAAGACGUGGCCUUUAUAGUGGGAUCAGGAGCGUGCUUCAAGCAGAUGUUCCAUAUCCUCCAAGCGCCGGAAACUACUUGGGAAUCCACAGAAUCAGCCCUUUUCAUUAUGCAGAACGUAGCCAAGAAUAUACUGCCAGAGGAAAACGAAAUAAUCCCCAAAGUGGUGGAAGCGAUUCUAAAUAUGUCGGAGCAAACUCAUAUAGCCGUUAGAUACACUGCGAUCUUGCUGAUAGGCGAGUUGUCCGAAUGGAUCGAGAAUCAUUCGGAAUUAUUGGAGGCGGUGCUUAACUUUCUGCUGUACGCUCUGCAGCAGAAGAAUGGCUUGGCGCCAGCUGCGGCCAUUGCAUUGACAUCGAUUUGCACCGCAUGCCGCCAAAAGAUGGUGUGUCACAUUAGCGGUCUCGUAGAGAUCGCCCGCAGCUUGGACAGCUUUCAGAUUAACAACGAUGUGGCCAUAGGUUUACUUAAGGGCAUAUCCAUUAUAUUGACCCGUCUGCCGCGGGAGCAAAUUCAGCCUGCUCUGAGAGAAAUUAUUGGCUUCCAACUGCAACCAUUGGCUCAACUGAUGGAUAGAAGUGAAGCUAGUGCUCAAAAGGGAGAGCGAACCGAUCCCGUUUACUGGAUAGACAGAGCCUGCGCCAUUAUCCGACACACGAAUCCUGAUGUUCCCGAUACUAUGGAGCACCCCACGGUGGCUAUUCUGAACGAUGCUUGGCCAUUAAUAUCGCGAGUGUUGGAUAAGUAUCAAACCGACCUACGUAUCAUGGAGCGCACCUGCCGACUAAUCCGCUACGGCAUCCGGAUGGUACGAAAGCAAGCAAUGCUACUGGUGGAGCCGCUGAUCAAGCAAAUUGUAGUGCUAUAUUCGGUUCAGCAUCACAGUUGUUUCCUUUACGUGGGAUCCAUUCUAGUGGAUGAGUUUGCCAAGACAACCGAAUGCAUUGGAGGACUGUUGGAGAUGCUGCAGGCAUUUAUCGAACCCACAUUUGGGUUGCUACAGGUUGAGAAUGGGCUUAAGAAUAAUCCCGAUACCGUGGACGAUUUCUUCCGUUUAGCAUCGCGCUAUUUGGAUUGCUGUCCGCAACAACUCCUCCAGAGUCGCCUCAUCACGCCGAUCUUCCAGUGUGCUUUAAUAGCCUGCUCGUUGGACCACCGUGAGGCAAACUCUUCGGUGAUGAAGUUUUUUAUUAACCUUUUGGUUUGGGGAAGAGUAAAUAGUCACAGUCGGAACGCUGAGACCCGUCCGUUGGUAGUGGAGAUUGCAAAUCAGAAUGGCGCAGCUUUGGUAAUGAAUUUGAUCCAGGCCUCGGUGUUCCAACUGCACUCUUACAUGCUGGCGGAUGUGGGCGAGGUGCUCCACGAACUGAAGCAGGUGGUGGGCAACGAACGGAUGCAGUCGUUUUUGGUCCAGGCGCUGGAUGCUCUACCCAAGAAGAACAGCGGUGGCUACGUGACGGCCACGCAGCAGCAGCUAGAGGAAUUCAGCACAACUGUGCUGAGGGCGGACACCACGAAAGCAAUUUCGCAAGCUUUAAAAACAUUUACUCGACUCUUCCGCUAGUAUCUGAUAUUUGAAACUGGAUUCGGGAGAUUCUGUACAUUUUGAAUGAUGUAUGUAAUAUUGAAAAUUGUGAAAGUGCGAAGAAUUUGUUAAAAACGCACGAAGCCCUCUAUUUAUAAUAUAGUUGAAUCGAUUGUGUGACGUAAUAACUUAUAAAUUAUUCGUAAUGUACAUUUUGAGUGCGGUCAAGAGAUCCUCACACUAGAUAGCAUUAAGUUAAUUACUAAAUAGUGCACUCUUAGAUCUAAGUUUAAACACCCAAAUGACUCAGAAACAAGCAUAAGCAUAAAACAACCCCCAUUAAAUAUAUAUCAUAUAGUUUUA